Molecule: messenger RNA, 1552 nt
Organism: Procambarus clarkii (red swamp crayfish)
Lineage: Eukaryota; Metazoa; Arthropoda; Malacostraca; Decapoda; Cambaridae
Source: RefSeq, a predicted model, not a curated record
UGAAGGAAUGUAACGCCCCCAAACAACAUGUUGCCAGCCCUAGUGCGCAAGCGCGGCGGUGGACACCCUUCAUCCUCAGCUUGACAGAGCCUGCCAGUCUCCCAAGACGCCGCUGGGUCACGGUGCGCGGCUCAUCACACUCCUCUCAUACUCGUCUCGUCUCACAAAAAUGAAUUGGAAGGGUUGGCUGGUGCUGCCCGUCCUCUUCCUCCCAGGGGUGCCGGGUAAGGUGAUAUUUGGAACAGUACCCUCUCUGUGUGUGACGCCUCCGUCAGGGUACACAGGAAAGACAAUAAACGGAAAAACCACGUUCUGGUCGUGUCCUAACCCAGAGACCAGUAUUUGGAACACCGGAGACCGUCUUCUUCCCAGCAACUGUUCCGACCCGACCCUGCUAGAGAGCAACGUGACCUGUGUAACAAAUACCGUUCCUACGUGCUCGGAUAAGCCGCCGACUCCCGACAACGCAAUCAUGAAGGAGGGGUUCAAUGCCUCCACCGGGGACACCUUUGGUGUCAUUUUCGUGUGUAAGCCUCUCAUGCAAUGGCUCUCAGGCGAGGUGGCCCAGGCAUCGCAAUGUAUCAACGGUAACUGGACCAGUAUCAGGGACGUGUGCGACCAGGCGUGUGCGACUCCUCGCGAUUGCUCUGAACUUGCCGAACUCGGCUUCAACGCCUCUGGUCUCUACAAUGUUGUACCUUCAGGAAACGUAAAGGACCCGCAAGUGCAGGUAUGGUGCGACAUGUCCGAGGACCCGGCCGAUAGCGGCUGGACGCAGGUGCUUGGGCUCUCUGUACCGCUGACGCCACCCCUCGCCUUCAGCUUAACUGGAGCGACGGGCCAGCCCAAUAAUGGCAGCUUUUACUUCAUAGGUUUCGACACCUGGGCCAAUCUCAACUGGGACGUGAACGGAACUGUUACCACUGCUCGCCCUCUCGUUGUUCAGGUGGAGCUGUUGAUGAAGGACGGGUCCAGCAGGUUCGCCAUCUACGACAGUGUAGUGAUGGAUAGUGUAGCCAACUUCGUGCUCCAGAGCGUGGGCAACUACCAGGGCAACGUUGGAGAGAUUCUGAGCGCCAGUCUUGGGCAGGGGGUUGGCACCAGCUCCCUUCUGUGGUCCUGCUCCCUUGGUAGUUCCUGCGUAACCAUGUGGUGGGACAGCAUUACGUGGGGCACCUUAUCGUUCGUCCAAGCCAUCGUCACCGUCCGCCCCAAGACUUUCGACCAGGGUGUUGCUUGCCCGGCAGUGAUGGCCUUCGACCCCUCGUGGCCACGGACGACGGUGACCGAACUCGCUCUCAGCCGCGCCAUCGGGGCCACUGUCAACUACACCUGCCUGGACGGUCUGUCGGAGGGCAACGCCACCGUCGGGGUGACCACCAGCGGAAGUGUCGAGUGCAUGUCUGAUGCCAAGGGCUUCUACUGGAGUAGGGUGCCAAUGCUGCCCUGUACGCUGAUAUGUCCUGCCGGAUACAUCGAGGUGAAGGGCGCCUGCUUCAUGUUCUCCUCUCAGAUCCCCCAGUACGGCAUCGUCAGCGCCUCGCUCGAGUAA